AUGUUGGAGCCGAACUACAAGAUUAUGUUUGGUGGACACAUCCAGGCAAUGAGAGGACCCGCUGAAGCAACUGAAGACCCGGCCCAAGUUCCUUCGGAAGCUCGUGAGCAAGUCGUGGUCUCCCUCGCCCUGCUGGCCGCGGCCGGCAUUGCCGCCGCACUUUCGACCAAGUACUACGACAAGUGGUGCCCGCGGUGCCCGGUGCUGCAGCCCGCCGUGCAGUCCGCAGUGGCGCGCGCCGUGGCGGCCGACCCGAGCGCCGGCGCGGCCGUGCUCCGCCUCUUCUUCCACGCUUGCUUCGUCAACGGCUACGACGCCUCCGUGCUCCUCGACGACGGUGCCGCCUCGGGGCCGGGCGAGAAGGGCGCCGGGCUCAACCCCGGCUCCCUGCGGGGGUACGAGGUGGUCGACGCCCGCUCUCCGCCAAGCCCGCCGCCCGCGCUGGGGGGGUCGACACAUCACACCCUCCUCGUCGUCGGCGACGGUGGCGUGGGCAUCGCGGCGGCCCUCAUCUUGUUCGACACCGGCGCGGGCGGCUGCGUCUUCCUCGCCCCCAAGGCCCGCCUGUUCCAGACACUCUUCCCGCCGCCGUACGCGUAG
Molecule: messenger RNA, 600 nt
Organism: Panicum virgatum (switchgrass)
Lineage: Eukaryota; Viridiplantae; Streptophyta; Magnoliopsida; Poales; Poaceae
Product: peroxidase 2-like
Exons: 3
Coding region: 1-600 (199 amino acids)
Biological process (GO): response to oxidative stress
Molecular function (GO): peroxidase activity; heme binding
Source: RefSeq, a predicted model, not a curated record